Molecule: messenger RNA, 1332 nt
Organism: Malassezia restricta
Lineage: Eukaryota; Fungi; Basidiomycota; Malasseziomycetes; Malasseziales; Malasseziaceae
Exons: 1
Coding region: 1-1332 (443 amino acids)
Source: RefSeq, a predicted model, not a curated record
AUGACAAAGCCCUCUGCAGGGGCACUGCUGGCACAACUCGUAGACGAUUAUCUGGACGAGGAGCAGUACGACACUGCUGUGCAGCUUGUAGCUGAGACGUAUUCAUGCUCGCUGCGGCCACCAGCAUCUAUCUUGCGCCGACUGCUGUGUUUGAGUCUCUGUACCGAAGACUGUACAUCGCCUCAAAUUCGUGAUUCCUCUCUGAAUUUGCCACGGCACGCAAAAAAGGUCUAUGCUAGACCAACAUCGACUUCUGUGGGUAUCGCUAGGGAGCUGCUCCUUGAUUUGGCUCCGUUGAGUGAUGACCAGGAUCAUUGGAUGCCAUGUAAUUUGACAAACGAGGACGGCGCUAAACAAUGGCAGGAACAAAAGCAGCACAUUGAGACAACGACGUUCUAUGCGAGUACACCGCUCGCUUUCUGGGCGGAUAAUGCUACAUUAUAUGGAUUCGAAUCGAUCUGGGACUUGCUUCUUCGCGAACCGACCCACGCUGCAGAUCGUGAAAGUCCCUUUCCCUUACGUGUCCAUGAAUUUUGGAUGAGUCCAUUUGAUGACACACUACACAAUAGCGAGACGGAUGAACAUGAAGGGGACGGAUCAGCUCGCUACAUGACCCAAGGCGCAUGGCGUACGUUAAAUGUCUUGCUAGCCGUCUGGAAAGAUACCGGCACCACUGCCUUCUUAGGUUCGGACGCAAAGUAUCUAUCGAAAAUGCUCCAAGCGGCCUUUUCUUUUGAGCAUUCAGCAAUGUCUUCACAGGAUUCUUUAUCUCAAUUGGAAGAGCGUACGAGCGUCACAGUCCAAAUUUUGGGUCUUUUGUCGCAACCAAUAUGUGCUAAUCACGCAUCUACCAUUCGACAGUCUGCUGCUAUCCAGUUCCAGACUCUAUGCUUUUCAUCUUUAUCACUUCUGUGCAAUAUGGCGCAGCACUUGCCUAUAUACAAAGACAUUUGCUUCACAUACUUGUAUAUGCUUUAUGUUGAUGCCCGUGCUCCAGCACAGUUCUUGCACGUGGACUCGAAACAAGUGGACGUUAAAAAACUUACAGCUAUACUGAAUAUUCCGUGUCCAUUCCUGGAACGAUGUAAAUGCUCGACAUCGCCCUCUAUUACCAUGUUUCGCAUGACACAUCGAUGUUUGUGGUUAAAGUGGUGGCUUAUCCAGGCUUUGAACCAAGUACACCUGAUAAAACAAACAUCCGUUUUUCGGGAUGCGCACAUUUUCUUACAAUGCCUUCUCGAAGCGCCAUCAUUUGCUCAAGACCCAGAGCUGCGAGAAUUCUCCAGGCGGACGAAGGAUUUGAUCGAGUCGAGCAACAUGAGCAUUCGGUGA